Triticum turgidum subsp. durum (durum wheat) is the source of this 1356-nucleotide messenger RNA. Lineage: Eukaryota; Viridiplantae; Streptophyta; Magnoliopsida; Poales; Poaceae. The record is from the annotation of a GenBank genome assembly.
AUGGUGACCUUGAAGGGCUUGGCCGUCCGCGACAACAAUCUCGAAGGCGAGCUUCCCGCUACCAUCACAUCGCUCAGGAAUCUCCAAUACCUCGCCCUGUCUGACAACAACUUCACCGGCACCAUACCGCCGGACCUUGGCAAGGGGCUAAACUUAACCGUCGUGAGCUUGGGGCACAACAGCUUCUCCGGCGAGCUGCCGCAGAGUCUAUGUGACGGUCUCAAGCUGCAAAACUUCACGGCACACCGCAACAACUUCAGCGGCAGGCUGCCAUCGUGCCUCAAAAAUUGCACGGCGCUGCUGCGGGUGCUGCUGGAAGGCAACCAAUUCACCGGCGACAUCUCCGAGGUGUUUGGUGUCCAUCCCAACUUGGAAUACCUCGAUGUCUCGGGGAAUCAGCUGACAGGCAACUUAUCAUCGUCUGAUUGGUCACAGUGCACCAAUCUUACACGCUUACACAUGAACGAUAAUCGAAUAUCUGGCAACAUUCAUGAAACCUUCUGCGGAUUGACAUCUCUCCAGGAUCUGGACCUAUCAAAUAACCAACUCACCGGGGAGCUCCCAAAUUGCUGGUGGGAAUUCAAACUUAUGGUUGCUAUGGAUUUGUCCAAGAAUAGAUUUUCAGGUGAGCUUCCUAUAUCAACGAGCCUGGGCCUCAAACUCCAGUCCCUUGGUCUUGCUAACAAUAACUUUCUUGGAGUUUUUCCAUCCGUAAUUGAAACCUGCAGAUCACUCGUCAUCCUAGAUCUUGGGAACAACAUGUUCUUGGGUGAUAUCCCCUCUUGGGUUGGAACGAGUGUUCCUCUUCUAACAGUUCUGAGCCUCCCAUCCAACAACUUCAGUGGUGUCGUUCCACCCGAGUUAUCCCAACUUUCUAAUCUGCAAGUCAUGGACCUGUCCAACAACUCCUUCUCAGGUGAGCUCCACAUGGACAUGCCAAACCACAAUUGCUCCCUUGAGUCGUUUCAUAUUGCAGGCAAUGGCUUCAUGGGCGCCUUCCCGCCGUUCCUCCAAGGCUGCAUCUCCCUGUCCACCCUGGACAUCGGGAACAACCAGUUCUUUGGUGGUAUCCCUACAUGGAUUGGGAGUCAGCUUCCAUCACUGAAAAUCCUCAGACUUAGAUCAAACAAUUUCACCGGAGAAAUCCCCACGGACUUAUCAAGUCUUUUGCAACUCCAGCUGCUCGAUAUGGCCAACAAUAGCUUGACAGGAUCAAUUCCGGUAGCCUUCGGAAACUUGAACUCCAUGAGGCAUAAUCUUCCCCCAUCUGUCCAACCAAUUCCGGUCCUCACUGGAACAAGUCACCUGUAUACAAGAAGGGCCGUGAACAAACUUUUCAGAAAAGCAUCGGGUUAA